This is a messenger RNA of Procambarus clarkii (red swamp crayfish), 1380 nucleotides long. NCBI's taxonomy places the organism in Eukaryota, Metazoa, Arthropoda, Malacostraca, Decapoda, Cambaridae. The record is from RefSeq and is a predicted model, not a curated record.
AUGGCUGUUACAGACAGGACCAUGGCUGUCACAGACAGGACCACGACUGUCACAGACAGGACCACGACUGUCACUGGCAGGACCAUGACUGUCACAGGCAAGACCACGACUGUCACAGACAGCACCAUGACUGCCACAGACAGGACCAUGACUGUCACAGACAGGACCACGACUGUCACAGACAGGACCAUGACUGUCACAGACAGGACCACGACUGUCACAGACAGGACCACGACUGUCACAGACAGGACCAUGACUGUCACAGACAGGACCAUGACUGUCACAGACAGGACCAUGACUGCCACAGGCAGGACCAUGACUGUCACAGGCAGGAUCAUGACUGUCACAGACAGGACCAUGACUGUAACAGAGGCGCCGCUAAACACUCCCCCAGCUUCUCAACAGAAGCUCGCCGCCAGCCCCUCAACAGAAGCUCGCCGCCAGCCCCUCAACAGAAGCUCGCCGCCAGCCCCUCAACAGAAGCUCGCCGCCAGCCCCUCAACAGAAGCUCGCCGCCAGCCGCUCAACAGAAGCUCGCCGCCAGCCGCUCAACAGAAGCUCGCCGCCAGCCCCUCAACAGAAGCUCGCCAGACCAGCCCCUCAACAGAGAAGCUCGCCGCCAGCCCCUCAACAGAAGCUCGCCGCCAGCCCCUCAACAGAAGCUCGACCAGCCCCUCAACAGAGGCUCGCCAGCCCCUCAACAGAAGCUCGCCGCCAGCCCCUCAACAGAAGCUCGCCGCCAGCCCCUCAACAGAAGCUCGCCGCCAGCCCCUCAACAGAAGCUCGCCGCCAGCCCCUCAACAGAAGCUCGCCGCCAGCCCCUCAACAGAAGCUCGCCGCCAGCCCCUCAACAGAAGCUCGCCGCCAGCCCCUCAACAGAAGCUCGCCGCCAGCCCCUCAACAGAAGCUCGCCGCCAGCCCCUCAACAGAAGCUCGCCGCCAGCCCCUCAACAGAAGCUCGCCGCCAGCCCCUCAACAGAAGCUCGCCGCCAGCCCCUCAACAGAAGCUCGCCGCCAGCCCCUCAACAGAAGCUCGCCGCCAGCCCCUCAACAGAAGCUCGCCGCCAGCCCCUCAACAGAAGCUCGCCGCCAGCCCCCUCAACAGAAGCUCGCCGCCAGCCCCUCAACAGAAGCUCGCCGCCAGCCCCUCAACAGAAGCUCGCCGCCAGCCCCUCAACAGAAGCUCGCCGCCAGCCCCUCAACAGAAGCUCGCCGCCAGCCCCUCAACAGAAGCUCGCCGCCAGCCCCUCAACAGAAGCUCGCCGCCAGCCCCUCAACAGAAGCUCGCCGCCAGCCCCUCAACAGAACCUGGCCGCCACUCCCAAGCAGGGCAAGACGUAUUGGCAAAUUUCCUUGCACCUCUGGUUCCCCCAGCACUGA